GAUCGGCGGCGAUACCGGCACCGUGCCCGCUCCUCUGCCCGCGCUCCGCUCCGCACCCCGGUGGCGUGUCCGGCCAGGACAAAGUGCUGCGGCAAAGGUCACGGCCGGGGCGCCGCGGGGAAGAGGGGCAUCCUUUGGAAGUUGGCUCAUAGUCCCCGUCGAGUACUUGGAGCUGGCAGAAAUGAGGAUGAUGUGGUGGUUGUGAUGUGCUCCUUGGAGUCCAAAGCACUGAUGUUGUGAGAGAGAGUAGAAGUAUUUAUUGACAUUAAACUACUUAGUGUACUCUGAACUGGGCUGUUAGUGUGCUGGCUGGCAAGAAGCAAGCAGCUUCAGAGAGGAAAUCAUGGUUAUGCUGAAGAUUUCAUCUUUCCUUGCUGUUUAUGCCUUGGUUGUGUGCCAGAUGGACAGCUUCCAGGCAGCCCCAGUCAGACCUGGCUUGGAGUCCCUAAUGGAUCGAGUGACUCUCAGUGAGUACGAAGCUCGGAGGUUAUUAAAUGCGCUGGUGAAAGAGUUCAUACAGAUGACAGCAGAAGAGAUGGAGCAAGCCUCUGAGGGGAACAGCCUGGAUAAACCCAUUUCCAAACGCUGUGCCAGUCUGAGUACUUGUGUGCUGGGCAAACUGUCUCAAGAAUUGCACAAAUUGCAAACUUACCCUCGCACUGACGUCGGGGCUGGAACUCCUGGCAAGAAACGGAGUGUGCUGAGUGACCUGGAACAUGAACGCUAUGCAAACUAUGGGGAACCCCUAGGAAACAACUAGACAUGCUUAUUUCUCCCCCUUUCCCUUUUUUAACCUGAUGCAUGUGGAUAUAACUUUGAUUGCUAACUUUGCUGUCUUCUUUUGAUUCUGUUUUCGACAGAGAAUGUUUGAGAUGGACCUAAUGUUAGGAAGACCAAGAAUAUAACAUGCAUACCAAACUAGGGGAAAAAAAUAAAUAAAAAUUAUCAGCACUGCCUUGACAUUCCAAAUUAUUUUCUUAGACGUUGAUUAAAAAUCAUCUAAAAAAGGUUCUUCAUUUCUGGCUGCUAAAUGUACAAGUAGAGUUUUUCUUUUGUGCUUACCCAUGCACUUGUUCAAUAAACCUAUUUUUCUAUAA
Molecule: messenger RNA, 1097 nt
Organism: Vidua macroura (Pin-tailed whydah)
Lineage: Eukaryota; Metazoa; Chordata; Aves; Passeriformes; Viduidae
Product: calcitonin gene-related peptide
Exons: 6
Coding region: 344-760 (138 amino acids)
Cellular component (GO): extracellular region
Molecular function (GO): calcitonin receptor binding; hormone activity
Source: RefSeq, a predicted model, not a curated record